This is a messenger RNA of Pichia kudriavzevii, 2769 nucleotides long. RefSeq lists its product as uncharacterized. Gene Ontology annotation, molecular function: inositol hexakisphosphate binding. Gene Ontology annotation, biological process: phosphate ion transport; cellular response to phosphate starvation. Bases 1 to 2769 code for a protein of 922 amino acids. The record is from RefSeq and is a predicted model, not a curated record. Gene Ontology annotation, cellular component: cytoplasm; plasma membrane; Golgi apparatus. The transcript has a single exon. Lineage: Eukaryota; Fungi; Ascomycota; Pichiomycetes; Pichiales; Pichiaceae.
AUGAAAUUCGGCGAUUUCCUUGAAGAGCACCAUGUUCCCGAAUGGAGAUCUCAAUAUCUUGACUACUCCAAGGGGAAGACGAAGCUUGAUACAUUAGCAAGUUUCUUGAAUACUUCAGCAGGAUGUGUGUGCGAUCCGAUUGAACAAGAGACCGGAUUCGCCUUUGCGUUGCAUGGUGGGAUAGUGCAGACAAAGGAUGAUAUUGAUAAACACUACAUCUACACUGGUACUACUCACGUUUUGGGGACAUCAUCAAAAGAAGGGCACGAAGAAGACGCUGAAGAUGAAGACGCUGAAGAUGAAGAUUUCAGAGUUGUCUCUUUAGUUGAUGAGCUAAACUUACCGCAGACCAUUAAAAAUACGGAAAUAACACCCUUAUUAUCACAAACAACUAAAAGAGCCAGGGCGAUGUCUACAAGUUUCAUGUAUAUCAAAAAUUGUAGAGACAAGAAACUGAAAGAAAAUCCCUCAAUUACAAAUAUUGCAAAACAACAAUUCAUUGAAUGGGUUGAUCUUGAAUUAUUAAAGGUUGAUACAUUUUACAAGUUCAAAGAACGUGAAUGUGCUAAACGUUUGAUAUUAUUAAUGGAUCAAAUUUCACGAUUGGAAAACUUACAAUUAGAAGUAGUAAACGAUGAUGUUCAAGCAAAUGAAUGUACACACCACCCAAAUAAGAAGAAUUUUUUUUUCUGUCUCCUUAAAAAUACAUUUUCAUUUGAAGAUAUCAGUAAGAGGAUAAGUUUUAUUUUUGAUUUUUUUGAAAUGCCUCAAGCUCCAAACUAUUUUUGGAAUAAAUCUGAUUCUUCGAAAGCUGACAUCCAAACACAUUUAAUCAGAGAUGUAAAUUCGCCCAUAAUUGCAAAGGCCAUGCUAAAAAAGGCAUUUGGUGAACUGUAUCAUAAAUUGGAUUUGUUAAAUUCAUAUAAAAUUGUGAACAGAACUGCGUUUAGAAAAUUAAUCAAAAAAUACGAUAAGAGAUGCAGAGACAAUAUGUUGUGUGACUACAUGGAAAAAGUAGAUGGGUCAUAUUUUAAUACAUCAGAAGUAUUGUCAAUUCUGGCAGAAUAUGUUGAGAAUAUUUAUACAGAAAAAUUCGAAGAUGGUCAUCGGAAGUUAGCUAUAGCGAAGCUAAGAUCUUUUCAAAAUGUUAAAUCACAUUAUAGAUCAAGCUUUGUUAGCGGAAUUCUUAUUGGAAUAUCUCUGCCUCUCGUUGUACUUUUUGUCUCUAAGAUUCAAAAAGAUGCAGGUUUACAAAAUGAUAAAUUUGUCAUUCAACUAUGGGCGUCUUGGUUUUUGUUUGUUCUAGCCGGAUUAUUUUUUGCACUGAAUUGUCUAGUUUGGGAUAAAUACCAUAUAAAUUAUAAGUUGGUCUUUGAAUUGAAUCCAAACGAUGCCCUUGAUUAUAAGCAAUUCUUAUUGAUACCAUCAUUCUUCUUGUUUGUUGGUUCGAUAAUGUCAUACUUUAGCUAUGAUACAUUUCUCUCCAAAAAAAUGGGUUUUGAAUAUUUCAAUUUCAUUUAUUUUUAUUUUUGCCUAAUCAUUCUGUUUUGCCCCUUGAACAUAUUUUAUCUCAAAGCAAGAAUAUGGUUUAUUGUGUCUUUGUUUAGAUUAUUUCUAAGUGGGUUUUACCCAGUUGAGUUCAGAGACUUUUUUAUGGGUGUUCUAACUUGUUCAUUAACAUAUUCUAUAUCAAAUAUCUACAUGGUCUUUUGUUUACAGAUAGUUGAUUGGGAAAGUUGCGCAAGCUGUGGUCCCAUGAAGUCCUACUGGCUUGGUAUGAUAGCAUGUAUCCCACCGUUAUGGAGAUCAGCACAGUGUUUGAGACGUUUCCUAGACACCGGUGAAUGGUUCCCGCAUUUUGCCAAUCUAGCCAAAUAUAUGAUUACAACUUCAUACUUUGGCUUGUUAUGCCUUUAUAGAAUUAAAACAUUCAGAGAUGCUGUUUCCGUUUCGACUUCUACAAGUCUUGUGUCUGGCAUAUUACCUCCAAUUUUUAUUAGCGUUGCACUAAUAAACUCCAUCUACAGUUCAUUUUGGGAUGUUUGUAUGGAUUGGUCACUAAUGCAGAUUUCAUCAGAGAAUUACCUUUUAAGAGACGUGCUGAUUUAUAAGCGCAAGCUCCUAUACUAUUUUGCCAUUAUCUUUGAUAUUUUGUUGAGGUUUCAGUGGGUUGUAUACGUCUUCACACCCUAUAAAAUUUCACACAGCCCAAUAACAGCGUUUAGCGUGGCACUGGCAGAGUUGUUACGUAGAUUUGUUUGGAUGUUUUUCAGAAUGGAGAACGAACAUGCUUCAAACAUGAACGCAUUCCGUGUUUGUAGGGUUUGUCCACUUCCUUACAACUACACAGUUAAAUCAAUUAUAGAAAACUUCAAAUUAUCACAGUUCUGCGAAACCAUUUUGCAUCUUCGUAUAGCCGAUAUUUUCCAAAAGACAUCUCCUUCUGAUAUCAAUGAAAUUAUGGAAUGGGAAGAUUCAAUUGAAAAUGUCACCAUGUCUAGGGACGACCUUGCAGCUAUGUUACGUGAGACAAAUGGCUCAAUUGAUAGUGACAUUGGAAGUAUCUACAGCACAGGAACACAACGUACAAAUGUAACGAGGAAAUCAGGAUGGCAUCAUCUCUCAAAGAUUAUAUCCCGUGCACACGCCAAAGAGUUUCAACAACGUAAUACAGAUACAGAAAAUAAUAUAGACGAAUAUGGACCGUUGGCAGAAUCGAAUGUGUUACCUGAUAGUGAUAUAGAUGCUUUUACGGAAAACAAUGAUUAA